AUGCACUUCACCCGCUACGUGCCGGCCAUGGCUGGCCUCCUGGGCGCUGCCCAGGCCACGCUGGUUCCCAGCCAGGAGAUGGGCAUGUCCCGCCGCUCCCCUACGCCUUUCGACCUCGCCUCAAGCUGGGAUAACGAGAAUCUCUUUUCCGGUGUAGUCAGCAUCGCCACCGACACUGAGGCCGCCAUCACUCUGGACCUGACCCUCAAGGAGGCCCAGGUUGAGGGUAAGAUCGACCUCGGCUCCGUUACCGACUUCCUCAAGGACCCCACGCUUCGCCUGGACCUUGCCAGCAUCAAGGCCUACGUUGAGGUUGACCUCUCCGCCUCGGCCGCCGUCUUCCAGACAGUUGAGCUCGUGGCCUCGCCCGAGCUCCACGUCGACCUCGGCAUCCUGGACGUCGACCUGGCCGCUGCCCUUGCUCUUGACCUUAUCGUCGGUGUCAACGCUGCGGUUGACCUGACUGCCGGUUUCUACCUGUCCUUUGGCGAGGGUGACUACCUCGAGAUCUCGACCAUUACCAAGGGCAUUGUUGACUCCAAGAUCGACGGUCUUGUCACCAAGGCCCUCCCCGUUGCUGUCGGCGCCGAGGUUGACCUGUCUGCUGAGAUUGAGAUCCAGCUCGGUCUCCGUCUCCGUACCCACGUUCUCGUUGGGGCCGAUGUCGAGCUCCUUAGCCUCGACAUCCUGUCUGCCGGUACUGAGAUCGCAAUCUGGAGCGACUUCGCCCUUGCCCUGGGUGUUGCCGUCGAGGCCAACGUCGACGUCCUCAACAUUCUCGACAUCAACCUGGCUCCUGAGGUCACUGUCACCAUUGGUGCCACUGAGGGUGUCGCUAUCUGCCUGCCCAGCCGUGGUAGUGUCUCCCACCUUAACGGCGGUAGUGGCAGCAACGGCGGAAGCGGCAGCAACGGCGGAAGCAUCGACAGCAACAGCGGUAAGCCCUCUGGCUCGGUCUCGACCCCUGCUGCCCACACCACCACCGCCACCCUGACCCCCGUCAGCGGCGGUGCCGCCACCACUGCUGCCCCCAACGCCAGCUUCCCUGACAACGGCCUGGUCACCAGCACCUACUUGACCACCAAGCACUUCACCGUCACCCGCUGCCUUGCUUCGGUUGCCAACUGCCCUGCCUCGCACACCCAGAAGGUUGUUACCUCGACUGUCCUGGAGACCACCUAUGUCUGCCCUGCCACCCAGACCGGCGCCCCCACACCGACUCCUACUUCUUCCACCAAGAAGCCUGUCAAGACCAUCACCGAGACCGCCACCACCAUUGUGCCCUGCAAGCCCACCUCCAGCACCUUUACCCCUCCCCCUCAGACGGGCGCUCCCCCUCCCGCCACCAUCACCAUCAGCGAAUCCACCACGGUCUGCCCCGUGACUGAGUCUCAGACGUUUGCUCCCUCUGGCCCCGUCUACACCUCGGCUGAUGUCCCCGUCUUCACCCCCACAUCCGGUGCCCCUGGCUCUCCCUCCGCCCCGGCCGGUGUCCCUACCCCUAUCACCGCCCCCCCCAAGACCACCGGCCCUGCCGUCCCCACCUGGGUCCAGCCCAGCAACGGUACUUGGACUAGCAUUGCUACUCCCGUCGUGCCUGUUGUCCCAGUUGUCCCCGCUGUUCCUGGUGUCCCUGCUGUUCCUGGCGUUCCCGGAAACCCCGGUUCCCCGGGAACCACGUACGUGCCUGCCCCCACUGGCACUCCCGGUGUUGACUCUCCCGUCCCCGUUGCCGCUGCUGGCUCCAUCAAGGUCGGUAUGGCCCUUGCCAUGCCCUUUGUUGCUGCUAUGCUUCUGUAA
Molecule: messenger RNA, 1800 nt
Organism: Geosmithia morbida
Lineage: Eukaryota; Fungi; Ascomycota; Sordariomycetes; Hypocreales; Bionectriaceae
Exons: 2
Coding region: 1-1800 (599 amino acids)
Source: RefSeq, a predicted model, not a curated record